Molecule: messenger RNA, 493 nt
Organism: Hibiscus syriacus
Lineage: Eukaryota; Viridiplantae; Streptophyta; Magnoliopsida; Malvales; Malvaceae
Exons: 1
Coding region: 106-465 (119 amino acids)
Molecular function (GO): hydrolase activity
Source: RefSeq, a predicted model, not a curated record
UUUUCAUGGUUUCUUUUAGAUCACAAACCCGCAUUUUACUUUGUUCUUUUGUUUUCUCUUUCCGGAAUUCUAUUCCACAAUCUUUCCAUUCAGCUCUCUCCAGAAAUGUCAAACUGCAAAGUGGAUUAUCCCACUGUUGAAACGCCUGAUAAAGUGAAGCUGAGCGCAAGAGUUUUCAAACCAAAAGAAGAGAUCAAAGACAACAACUUAGUCAUAGUCCUUGUCCAUCCAUACUCGAUCUUGGGUGGUUGUCAAGCUCUUUUGAAAGGGAUUGCUACUGGGUUAGCUCAAAAUGGUUACCGGGCUGUUACUUUUGACAUGAGGGGUGUUGGAAGAUCGACCGGAAGAGCUUCUCUCACAGGUUUUGCUGAGAUCAAGGAUGUCAUUGCUGUCUGCAAUUGGGUUUCUGCAAACCUUUCUUCUGAUAGAAUCUUGUUGGUGGGUUCUUCUGCAGGCAUAUUAUAGACAUUUUUUUGCGAGUAUCUUCGAUUUU